AUGGAUAGGAGGGAUGAAGUUUUGGCUUCCACCAGGCCUUUCUUUGAUAGUAAACCUGUAGUGCUGAAACCUUGGACCCAGGAUAUGGAUUUUACAAAAGAGGACCUGAGAUCUGUCCCUAUUUGGGUGAAAUUGCACCAACUGGAUUUCAAAUACUGGGGUGAGAGAAGCCUUAGAAGGAUUGUGGGGAGGUUGGGAGUGAUGAAACAUGUAGAUAAUGCCACUGCAAAAAGGGAUAAACUCCAAUUUGCAAGGGUUCAGAUUGAGGUCUUGGUUGAGCAGUCUUUCCCUGAAACAAUUAAGUUUAUCAAUGGGAGGAAGGAGUUAAUGGAGGUAAGGGUGGAGUAUGAAUGGAGACCAGUAGUAUGUGCUCACUGUAAGGGGGUUGGUCAUGAUGUGGCCAAAUGUAGGAAAGCUACUGGGAAAAGGGUGUGGGUUCCAAGACAAAAUAAUGCUAACACUAGUGUGGUGAAUGUUAACACUGGUGUGGUGAAUGUUAACACUGGUGGGGUGAUUAGCAGGAACACUGGGGUAGUGAUUGCUAACACUGGGGUGGUGAAUAGUAGGAGUACUGGGGAGGAGAUUGAUAAUACAGAUGCAGAGAGGUUUACUCCUGUGAUGAACUCAAGCAGGAGAGCCAUGUCAAGACCUUUGAGGGUCAAUACUGCUAAUCAGUUCCAGGUUUUAGGAGGGGAAAUAGAUGAGAGGGGUGUUAUGGGUGAUGACAACCAGCAAAAUGAGGUGAGAGCUCUGUUUCAAUCUCAUGGUGCUGGUGUUGUUGGUCUCCUGGAAACCAAGGUGCCUAUUGCUAAGCUUGGGGCCUUGUAUAUUAAUAUGUUUAGUGGAUGGUGUUUCACCUCAAAUAGUAGUAAGUGUAAGGGGGGAGAGUUAUUGUGGCUUGGAAUCCCAACUCUUCCUAAUCUAACAGUGUUGGGCAUGUCUAGCCAAAUGAUUCACUGUCUUGUGUGUCCAGGGGGGGGGGGGGGGAAUGAGUUCAUGUGCACUUUUAUCUAUGCCUUUAAUCAACACUCUAGAAUAGAAGAAUUGUGGAAGGAUUUGUGUGAAAUUGGGAUAAAUUGUACCAAACCUUGGGUGGUCAUGUGUGAUUUCAACUGUGUGUUGAAUGUGGAUGAGAGAGUGGGGUCCCCUGUUAGACACCAGGAGAUGGUGGAUUUUAGAAACUGUGUAAAUACUUGUGGAAUGGAGGACAUUAAGGCUGCAGGUCACUUUUACACAUGGAGUAACAAGCAGGCUGGUGAUGCUAGGGUUUUCUCUAAAAUAGAUAGGGUGAUGGCAAAUGAUGUGUGGGUUCAGCUGUUUCCCAGUGCUGUAGCUGAGUUUUUGUCUGAGGGAAUGUUUGAUCAUUGCCCUAUGGUGGUUUCUGUCUACCCCACUCACAAUGCUAAAAGACCAUUCAGGUAUUUUGACAUGUGGAAAAUGGCUGAAGGGUAUGAAGAUCUUGUUGCUAGUAACUGGAAGAAGGAUGAUGCUGGUGCACUGAUGUAUAAGGUGGUGCAGAAGCUGAAAAGAUUAAACGGGGCAUUUAGGAAGCUGAACAAGGAGGGUUUUAAUGACAUCCAUGUAGCUGACUUGAAAGCUUUCAAUGAGUUACAGCAAUGCCAAAAGGAGUUGCAUGAUCAACCAGGUGAUAGGGGACUUGCAGAUAAGGAAGCUGAUGCAGCAAGCAAGUAUAGAGUGACUCAUGCAGCUUACCUGUCUUACUUGAGACAGAAAGCUAAGGAGAGGUGGAUUAAGGAGGGUGAUGAGAAUAGUGCUCUAUUUCAUAAAAGCAUAAGAGCUAGGGUAAUGCACAACUCUGUGUAUUCAAUUCAUGAUAUGCAUGGUCAGUGGGUGAAUCAAGCUACUGCAGUCAAUGAUGCUUUUUUGCUUGGUUCUGCUAGUGCUCAUAGAAGCCAGAUUAUGCUAGAUAUUGUUAAUGUUGGUCCUGUUCUGGAUCAGACUCAGGGGCAACAACUGGUUAUGGCUUUCACUGGGGAGGAAGUGAAGAGUGCCAUGUUCUCUAUUGAUGGAGAUAAGGCCCCAGGACCUGAUGGUUUUGGUAGCCACUUUUUCAAAGAGAAUUAG
Spinacia oleracea (spinach) is the source of this 2085-nucleotide messenger RNA. RefSeq lists its product as uncharacterized. The record is from RefSeq and is a predicted model, not a curated record. Lineage: Eukaryota; Viridiplantae; Streptophyta; Magnoliopsida; Caryophyllales; Amaranthaceae. The transcript is spliced from 2 exons. Bases 1 to 2085 code for a protein of 694 amino acids.